AUGGGAGACAAAAAAGACGGAGAAAAUGUUUUGUUAGAAGAAUUCGGGGCUCGCAGUACUACAUCUGAUGACAGUUAUCUAUUGGGUGCAGAUCCUGACUUUGGUGAUGCGUCGCUAAAGUUUUAUCAACUGCUUCGUUUCUCAGAUGCGACAGACAAGUUUUUAUUUUGUCUUGGAAUAUUUGGGAGUGUUGUGACGGGGCUGGCGCAACCACUCUCACUUCUACUUCUUUCAAAGCUUGUUACAUCCUUCACCGAUGGGUCGAAUGUUACACUUGUUGAGAAGAUGAAGGUUUUCUUACCAUACUACAUUUCAAUUGGCUUCGUGGCCUUUGUCAUUUCAUUUGUGCAAAUGUUUGCCCUUACUGUCUCUGCGAAACGGCAAAGUCGACGCAUUCGUUUACUGUUAUUUAAGCACAUACUGCGACAGGAUAUUGCUUGGUUUGACAAACAAACCUCCGGAAAUCUAAUUACGAAACUGAGUUACAGCAUUGACCAAAUUGAAGGUGGUAUCGGUGAUAGGCUGGGCAAUUUUCUUCAAAACGUCGUCACCGCCGUUGCAGCAGCUAUUGUUUCUUUAAUCACUGGUUGGAAGUUGGCAUUAGUUUCCUUUACUAUGGCUCCGUUUAUCCUUGGUGCCUUCAUGACCCUGGGGUGUGCCCUUCGAAAAUAUGCAACAAAAGAGAUUCUUGCUUAUGAAAAGGCUGGUUCAGUUGCAGCCGAGAUUCUUACAUCCAUUCGAACAGUUUUUGCCUUUGGAUGUCAAGAAAGGGAAUCUUUUAGAUAUGAGAAGGAGCUAGGCGCUUCGGCUCGCGUUUUCAUGCUCAAAAGUUUACUCAUGGGAUUUGGUACGUCAACAUUAACAAUAUUUACAUUAGUGCUUCUGAAAAACAACUUCUUUAUCCAAAGUAUGGGAAUGAUUGGCUGCACCAUCUUUUGUGCCUCGGCACUCAUCCUUUGGUACGGUGUUGAACUGAUUAUAACGGAAAGCUAUUACAACGGCAACAUUGUCUCGGUUGUGAUAUCAUUCAUAGUCGGCAACACAAGUCUGGGGAGAAGCCUGCCGGAAAUAGAGUUCUUUGCAAAUGCGAAACGUGCCGCAGCGUCCAUAUUCUUAAUAAUUGACAGAAUUCCAGCUAUAGAUGUGAUGGGACAGGGUAUGAGACUGGACUCCUUUUCCGGCAAAAUUGAAUUUAGAAAUGUGUCUUUCUCUUAUCCGACAAGACCAGAUGUUCAGGUUUUGAAGAACUUUUCGUUGACAGUGAAUCCAGGUGAGACGGUGGCAAUCGUUGGUCCCAGUGGUUCGGGCAAAAGCACAACGGUUCAGCUGAUUCAGCGCUUUUACGAUGCUGUCCAUGGAAGUAUCCUGUUAGACGACGUAGACAUACGCGAUCUCAAUGUCGCGUGGUUACGUUGCCAACUCGGCGUUGUGUCACAAGAACCAAACCUAUUCGCCGGCACGGUCACCGAAAACAUCCUAAUGGGAAAGCCGGAGGCGGAAUUCAAGGAGGUUGAGGAAUCCGCCAGGGAGGCCGACGCACACAAUUUUGUUGUCACUCUGCCAGAGGCAUAUGAUACAUUUCUGACAGAGGGUGGGGGCAAGCUGUCCGGCGGACAGAAGCAACGUCUGGCCAUCGCUAGAGCUCUGAUUCGCAAGCCGACGGUUCUUCUAUUGGACGAGGCGACUUCGGCGUUGGACAACAAGUCGGAGAAGGUUGUCCAAGCAGCCUUUGAUAAAGCCUGCAAGGGUCGCACCGUCAUCAUGAUCGCUCAUCGUCUCACCACAGUCCGCAAUGCCGAUCGUAUCGUUGUGGUGGAUCGAGGAGUAGUUAAGGAAAUGGGCACUCACAGUGAACUGCUUGACAAAGGUGGAAUUUAUGCUGGCAUGCUCGCAAAACAGCCACUCUACGAGGAGGAUGAGGGGGAAAAUGAAUCAAGCGACGAAGAUGAGGAGGCAGAAAAUGAUUUGGGCGAUUCAAAAGGAAUGGUUCGAGGUGAUUCGAUUCGAGCCUCAAAGAUAUCUAAUUAUGAUGCGCUUUCUUCUACGGACACAGAUAUGCCUGUUAGGAUAAAAAACGGGAAGCCUCCUUUUCUUGAAGUGCUGACAAUGAACAAACCGGAAUGGCCCUACCUUGCCUACGGUCUCGUGGCGAUCGCAUUGUCAGGGGUCGCACUUCCUGCCUUCUCCUUGGUCUAUUCGGAAAUUUAUAACCUUUUCUCAAUGUCCGAUCCCCAGGCCAAAAGAACUCGGGCGUCCUUUCUGUGUGGCAUUUUUGCGAUCUUAGGAUUUUUACGACUUUUCCUUACGGCGAGUGGGAAUGCUGCUCUUGGUAUUUCUGGUGCUCGUCUAACAAUGCGUGCUAGACAACUCUUCUUCAAAGCCAUAUUGAAACAGGAAGUGGCAUGGUUCGAUCGGCCCGAGAACCAGGCGGGCAUUCUGACCGCCCGUCUGGCAACCGAGGUGCAGAGUCUGCAUCGGGUCACUGGAACCCAGUUGAGCACUUUCCUCGAAUGCCUUUCCCUCGUGAUCUCGGCGUUAGUGAUAGCCUUCUACUACAACUGGGCGCUAAGCCUCAUCGCCUUGGCCUUCGUCCCUUUCCUAUUCGUUGCAGGCUCGCUGCAGACCCGUCAAAUAAAUGGAAGCGUUGGGCAAAAUCAGGUUGAGGGGGCAAAUGUCGCACAGGAAGCCUUCACUUCUUACCGCACGGUUGCUGCUUUCGGGCUGGAGCAAUUCAUUUACGAGAAGUUCCGUACAAUCUCAAAGAGUACCAAGAGAUCCCGAUAUGGACAAUCCAUACUUUUUGCCAUUGUGCACUGUUUGGCUAAUGGAACUUUCUACUUUCUGAUUGCUGCAUAUUACUACACGGCAGCUUACCUAUAUGACCGCGGCGAAGUUGAUAUGCCAACAAUUUUUAGAAUAUUCUCUGCUGUCAAUUUUGCUGCUCAAGGUCUUGGCAGAGCUGCCGCCUAUGCGCCCGAUUUCACGACGGCUUCACGAAACAUUAAAAAGACCCUCGCAACUAUUCAACGAGAGACACAGAUGGAUGUCGGUCAGGGCGACUAUCCAACCGAUCCACCAGUGGGCAAAUUUGAGUUCAAAAAUGUCUACUUCCGCUAUCCCACCAGAAGGAAGAAUCCCAUUUUGAGGAACUUCUCCUACACCGUACAGCCGGGCACCUCGGUAGCCAUGGUCGGACCCUCUGGAUGCGGCAAGUCGACUUUGCUCCAAUUGAUUCAACGCUUCUACGAUGUGGAAGACCGAGGACCAGGCAGCGGCAUCUUUCUGGAUGGCCGAGACUUGCGCAGCCUUGCCCCUGCCUGGAUCCGCGAGCAGAUCGGCAUUGUCUCGCAGGAGCCCAACCUCUUCAAUUUUACCAUUCGCGAGAACAUCGCCUACGGCUCGCUCAAAGGCGAACCCACCAUGGAAGAAAUUAUAGAUGCUGCGAAGCAGGCCAACAUCCACGACUUCAUUUCGGGACUGCCAGAGGGCUACGAAACUAACGUAGGCGCUGGCGGCUCUCAACUAUCAGGCGGGCAGAAGCAGCGUGUAGCUAUCGCGCGAGCAUUGCUGCGGAAACCAAAGGUCUUGUUGUUGGAUGAGGCAACCUCAGCACUAGACGUUGACAGCGAGCGGAUCGUACAACAGACGCUGGAUGAAGCAAUGCGCGAGCCCAAUGGUGGUCGCACGAGUCUCGUUGUCGCUCAUCGACUCACCACCGUGAUGAACUGCGACGAAAUCGUCGUUAUUAUGGGCGGCCGGCGGGUGGAGUCGGGCUCACCGCAGGCCCUCCUGCAGCAGAAAGGCGCCUUCUACGAGAUUCACAGUUUUGGUGUCGGAGGGCAAUAG
Molecule: messenger RNA, 3846 nt
Organism: Echinococcus granulosus
Lineage: Eukaryota; Metazoa; Platyhelminthes; Cestoda; Cyclophyllidea; Taeniidae
Product: Multidrug resistance protein
Exons: 19
Coding region: 1-3846 (1281 amino acids)
Biological process (GO): transmembrane transport
Cellular component (GO): membrane
Molecular function (GO): ATP hydrolysis activity; ABC-type transporter activity; ATP binding
Source: RefSeq, a predicted model, not a curated record